GUGGGCGGAACUGGACGCUGACACCCAAUCAAGUCACACGUACGUUGCAUAGUAUUCUGACCGUCACAAACAUGGCGUUACGGGAGCUAUCGUCGCUGGAGAAAUAUUUAGGGCUUAAAAAGCCAAACAAGUACAGCACACAGGGGGAUAAAAAGGUGCCUGUGUUACAGAGCAGCAAUGGUCCUCCGCUGUCGGGCCUGGUGACCAUUGCCUGUCACCUGGUGAAAGAAGCCAAGCGUCCAGAGCUGCUGGGUGAAUCUGCCGAGAGCAGGGCCGUGGUGCAGCAGUGGCUUGAGUACACGGUCACCAAGGUGAACGGCAGCACGAGAGAGGACGCUAAGGCCAUCCUGAAGGACCUCAACCUAUACUUGCAGGAUAAAGUCUACCUGGCUGGAAACCAGAUCUCCUUAGCUGAUAUUCUCUUGUAUUAUCAAAUCCAUCCGCUAAUUUUGGACUUGUCUGUUCAGGAGAAGGAGCAGCACGUCAACGUGACGCGGUGGUUCGACCACAUACAGCACUACCCCAGCAUCCAACACCACCUCCCCGUCAUCGCUGUACUCAGGAACAGAAUUUACACCAGCAGGCACCACUGAAACCGAAACUGCUCCAAACCAGUCCUCUCAGGCUCAUCUGUCUUUAACCUGAUCAAAUUACUUCCUCAUCUCCCAAGAGUUGUUCACAUCAUCAUUAUUGUUUCCACAUUGUCAUUUGUAUUUAAAAUGAUCCUGUUCUGACUAUUUUUAGAUUCUGUCUACAGCUGUUAACUGAUUUCAGCUGAUUUCUUUUUUUUUUAAUCAUAAGUAAUUUAAAAACGUCUUAAAUCAAUUAAGCAGUUAAACAAUUCAGGUACCUGAACUUUUUCAGUUUGGUAUUAUUAAUAGAAAUGCCUGUACUUAUCAUCUGACAUCAAUAAUUAUGCUGUAUUGUCCAGUGUAGCCGGUUGAAUUCUGAGGAUUAGGAUGCGAGGUCAGUUGUAAAUGUCACACUAUUGAUAGUGCAGUUUGGUGUCUGUUACAAUGAUGUUUUGUGCUGGUGACUAAUGCGACUUUUGUCUACAAAGGUCUACAUUUGUUAGUUGACAUUUAAAGGGAAACCAGGAUUGGUUACAUUGAUAUGAAAUGCAAGUGCUGCUAGCCUGAUGUAUUUAUUAAAAUAUUGGAGAUUUCUGAUGUGGGCCUUAACACACCUUAAACAUAAUACAGGUUCAAACAUGACUUAACAUGUUAUGUAACGCACAGCGUGUUUUUCCUCAGGAGAAACGGCUUUCUUCAUACCAUAAUAAUGCAUUUCCUCACAAUAAUGUACCCAAAUAAAUGUGGUUGCUGGCUCAACAUCAUAACCCAAAAUGA
Betta splendens (Siamese fighting fish) is the source of this 1349-nucleotide messenger RNA. RefSeq names its product eukaryotic translation elongation factor 1 epsilon 1 (gene eef1e1). NCBI's taxonomy places the organism in Eukaryota, Metazoa, Chordata, Actinopteri, Anabantiformes, Osphronemidae. Gene Ontology annotation, cellular component: nucleus; aminoacyl-tRNA synthetase multienzyme complex; cytoplasm. The coding region runs from base 72 to 593 and encodes 173 amino acids. Gene Ontology annotation, biological process: positive regulation of DNA damage response, signal transduction by p53 class mediator. The transcript is spliced from 4 exons. The record is from RefSeq and is a predicted model, not a curated record.